UGCUCACUCUUCCUCCUAUCUCUACCAAAACCCUGUACUUCCCUGUUUCUUCUUCUGUGGGUACUUCCCUCCUGAACCCUAGAAGUAGAAGCUGCUCUUAACUCAAACCUCUCAAAGCCUUCUCUCUAGUCCUACUUUAUCAACAUCAAUUGCACCCUUCUCUCUCAGUCUCCAUCGUUCCAUCCAAACAGUUCUUUGGGAACUCAAAUCAGUUUUUCUCAUUCUUCCUUCUUCUCUCUAGAAACGAGAGAAGGCCCAGAGGAGAAAGAAGACGAAAUGCAUCCAUUUUUUAAGUAAAAGAACCAGCAUUGCCCCGUUUGUUUAGUUCUUUUUAGGUUUUUUCUAUUCCUUCCUUUUGCGUGGCCCGAGAAGAAGAGGAAAGUCGGCCUUUUUUUUUCUUUUUGUUCUCCGUGUCCUCUUCUCUUUCUUUCUCCAGUGGAAAGGGGAAGGAGAAGAAAGGGGAAUGGGGGGAUUGGAGAGAACCAGUAUCAGCAUGGAGACCACCUGUGGUGCUUUGCUCAGAGAGCUCGAGCAAAUAUGGGCAGAGAUUGGGGUGAGCGAAGAUGAGAAAGACCGCAUGUUAUUGGAGUUGGAGAGGGAGUGCAUGCAAGUGUACACGAGGAAGGUCGAUGAAGCGAGCAGCUCAAGGGCACGGCUCCAUCAGUCAUUGGUUGCAAAGGAAGCAGAACUUGCAGCUCUGGUUGUCUCCCUUGGUGAACACAGCCUCCAAUUGAAGAUGGAGAAACAAACAUCGUUAAGGGAGCAGCUCGCUUCAGUUACACCCCUUUUGGAAGAAUUACAAGUAAAGAAGGGGGAACGGGUCAAACAAUUUGCUGAGUUGCAAUCACAGAUUGAGAAGAUCAGUGCAGAGAUUACAGGCUAUAGUCAUCGGUCUGAUGCUCUAAAUCAUCCCUUUACUGUGGAAGAACAUGAUUUGUCAAUCACAAAGCUUACUGAAUAUCAGACACAGCUACGGAGCCUCCAAAAAGAAAAGUCUGAUCGCCUUCAUAAGGUUCUCGAGUAUGUAAAUGAAGUGCACUCUUUGUGUGGUGUGCUUGGAGUGGAUUUUAGGAAGACAGUGGAUGAAGUACACCCCAGUUUGCAUGAGACUGGUUCAGAGCAAUCCACAAACAUCAGUGAUAACACCCUGGAGGGUCUAUCUCAAGCCAUCCUGAAGCUAAAAACAGAAAAGAAGAUACGAAUACAAAAGUUGCGAGAAACGGUGGAAUCACUCUUUGAACUGUGGAAUCUGAUGGAUUCGUCUGAGGAAGAGAGGAGACGCUUUGGAAAAGUAACAAGCAUUCUCGGAUCAUCAGAAAGCAACGUUACAUAUUCUGGAAUACUGUCACUUGAGACAAUCAAGCAGAUGGAAGCUGAGGUUGCGAGGUUGACAAAACUAAAAUCCAGCAGAAUGAAAGAACUUGUUCUUAAGAGGAGAUAUGAACUAGAAGAUAUAUGUAGAAGCGCACAUAUUGAACUCGAUACGAGCACCGCACCAGAGAAGUCCAUGGCAUUGAUAGACUCUGGUCUUGUGGAUCCUUCUGAACUUCUGGCAAAUGUUGAGGCACAAAUCAUGAAAGCAAAAGAAGAAUCUAUGAUAAGAAAAGAAAUCAUGGACAGAGUAAAAAAAUGGCUAGCAGCUUGUGAGGAAGAAAGUUGGCUAGAAGAAUACAAUCAGGAUGAGAACAGGUACGGUGCUCUAAGAGGCGCCCACUUGAAUCUAAAACGAGCGGAGAAGGCCCGGGUGAUGAUUAGCAAAAUCCCAGCUAUUGUCGACAAUCUAAUAAGCAGAACAUUUGCCUGGGAGGAUGAACAAAAUAUGCCUUUUCUAUAUGAUGGGGUUCGUUUGAUUUCUAUUCUGGAAGAGUACAAGCUUACUAGACAACAAAGGGAAGAGGAAAAAAGACGAUAUCGGGAUCAGAAGAAGUUACAAAAUUUACUUACUGAAAAGGAAGUAGUGUAUGCAUCCAAACCUAGUCCAAGAAGGAGCAACAGUUUUAACAGGAAAAUAAAUGGGUAUCAUGCAAAUGGAAAUGGAAAUGGCUUUAUGACUCCCACAUCACUGCGAUUUUCUGUUGGCAGUGCAACUCCUGGGCUCCUCACACCACGAUCGUAUUCUGGCCAGCACAAUGGGUAUUUCAAGGAGAUGAGACGGUUGUCAACUGCACCUUUGAACUUUGUUGCUAUAUCUAAAGAGGAUGCUACAUCUUCAUUUGCAUCAAUCAGUGGUUCAGAACCAGGGUCACCACGUCUGGGUUAAUGCCACAUUUAAAUUGAUAGAAUCAUAUCAGAGCAAACUGGAGUUGGUGAAGCACCAAAGCAGCACUUGUACGAGUGGAUGUAUACUAGUGUGUUGAUGUGUAUCUCUGCUUAGGCUUUGGAUUAGGAAACUAUGGAUAGUCUAGAUGCGAUUUGAGGUAGCAUUCGACGAAGUAUAACAAUUAGAGUGUAUAUAUAGGCACUAACUUUGAAGUGUUGUAGGCUUAUUUCAAACUAAAUUUGAUUAGUGCUUUGCUGAGAAUCACCACGGUUAAAAUGUCACUGUUUGGAUGCAAGUCUUCAUGUACGUGAGUAGUGUUCGGAUGAAUUGAUUUCUCUGUGCCCUGAAUUGCUGAAGUUUCAAAUGGUUA
Phoenix dactylifera (date palm) is the source of this 2630-nucleotide messenger RNA. RefSeq names its product Microtubule associated protein (MAP65/ASE1) family protein (gene ATMAP65-6). Gene Ontology annotation, molecular function: microtubule binding. Gene Ontology annotation, biological process: microtubule cytoskeleton organization. The record is from RefSeq and is a predicted model, not a curated record. Gene Ontology annotation, cellular component: spindle; cytoplasm. Lineage: Eukaryota; Viridiplantae; Streptophyta; Magnoliopsida; Arecales; Arecaceae.